Messenger RNA from Brassica napus (rape), 1007 nucleotides. RefSeq lists its product as uncharacterized. The coding region runs from base 295 to 822 and encodes 175 amino acids. The record is from RefSeq and is a predicted model, not a curated record. The transcript is spliced from 6 exons. Lineage: Eukaryota; Viridiplantae; Streptophyta; Magnoliopsida; Brassicales; Brassicaceae.
CAAACAUCGCUUCAUGUUUUGUUUAUGGGGUGAGCCAAGCCGUUAACAGUGUUCGAUCGUCAUCUCUCUCGACUCCAGCCCUGGAAAACGUAGGAACCCUAAUUUUCUGAGAGUUCGUUUUAGAAGCGAAGACGAUGUCAGGGAGAGAAGUUAAAGAAUACACAAAUCUCUCCGACCCUAAAGAUAGGAAACUAGGGAAGGGGGGUAAGAUAGAUGACGAAGACGUCACCUUUCAACGGAUGGUUGCAAAGGGAUAAUGGCCCCUGCUACAUUUUUGUGGUUAUUUGCAUUUAGAUGCAAGAUGUUGCUGGUGAGCGUGGAGGCUAUCUUCAUGGACGAGGCGCUUUGGACAGCGACGAUUUACUUUAUUUGAAAGAGCAGAUGGAGGCAGAGCAGGAUGCGGAGCGCCUUCUGAGACGAACUGAGAAACGGGCUUUUGCUGCCUUUAAAAAAGCUGCAACCCAAGCUGAUUCAUCUCCAGCUUCUGUUCCUUUGCCACUUCGUGUUGAGCCCAAACCAAAGAGUGGUAUCAGGCAGCAAGAUUUGCUGAGAAAGGUUGUUGAGGUUAAACCAAAGCGACCAAAGGUCUCUACGACCGCAAGUGCAAGCUUGUCACCUCCUAAAAGAAGCGAUUUAGGUCCAACAGAAGCAAAGGUUCAAAGAGAUAAGCAGAAAGAAGAAGCUAAUGCAGUGUCAAAGAAACUGGACAGACCUGAGGAGCAGCAAGCCGGAGGGAAAGCAACAGAAAGCAAUGUGCAAGGUCAAAAUGCUUUGAAAGGCUUGCUGGGAUUAGCAUAUGAGUCUUCAGAUGAAGAAGACUGAACAUGGUUCUUUCUCCAUUUAGUCUUGUCGCGUUUUGUUUUUGUCGUCUCCAAUAUUUAUGUUGAAAGCUUAUAAGAGUUUAGCUUUAGUAUUCAAGACAGCCCGUCGAGCCCUGCACUUGUUGUAAUUUGUUGAGAUCAAACGGGUUUGUUGGAGUUUGAAAUAAUAGAGAAUUGUUUCCAAAA